This is a messenger RNA of Saccoglossus kowalevskii, 2221 nucleotides long. RefSeq names its product plexin domain-containing protein 2-like. The record is from RefSeq and is a predicted model, not a curated record. Gene Ontology annotation, molecular function: calcium ion binding. Lineage: Eukaryota; Metazoa; Hemichordata; Enteropneusta; Harrimaniidae.
CAACGCAUCGCCAACUUGCUUCCGUAGAAUCAAUAUCAGUUGAACUGCCCGGUCUGUCUUGGCAUUGUGAUGCUAAGCAGGUGAGCUUUACGUUAUUAUUGUUAACGACCGAGACAGGUCAUUGCCUCACAGCGACGGACCAUUACGAAGACAAUCUUAGUAUCUGUGCGGAUAUCAAGACUAAAGUGCGUCGAAAUGGAAAGUAGUGCAGCCUUUCUGUAUUUGACUUGCUUGUUGUUAACCAUAGUAGCAGAGAAAAUUAAUCACCUUGAUUACAAUGUUGAUCACCUGCCGAACCACCACAGAGACCUUGAUGCAGUUGUGGAAUUCGUCACAGGCGGUCAUCGUAGAAACGCCAGAGACGCGGACCAGAAUGAAACGAACUACGUCGUAGAGGAAAUACAGCAUAGUUAUUACACAGCUAGUUACUAUGGACACGAAACUAACGUAGUUGAUGACUAUUGGGUUGCCACUGAUAUUGAAGACACGCAUGAUUUAUUGUCAAAUCGUCAUAGAACAGGCGUGAUGCAAAGUUUAUCGUUCACAUUCCCUUUUUAUGGUCAUGAUGUCAACAAUGUAGUCGUAGCUACUGGCGGUUUUAUCUAUCUCGGAUCUUACAUCCACAAAUGGCUGGCUGCUACGCAAUAUAUCUCCCCUUUAAUGGCGAACUUUGACCCCAGCUACAGUGACCAAUCGACAGUUAGGAUACAUGACAAUGACGGAAUAUUUACUACGGAAUGGAACAACGUUUUCCUGGCAGAUCAUACUGAAGCUGGGAACUUUACCUUCCAAUGUUCAUUGCAUCGAGACGGUCGUAUCGUGUUCGCCUAUAAACAGAUAGCGAAACCGAUUGCGAAUAUUUCAGACUCGAACCAUCCGGUUAAAGUUGGCUUAGCGGACGCCUACUAUCAGGACACACCCAUAGGACGUGGCAUGGUCAGACGUACCAUAUACGAAUACCACAGCAUUGGUUUGGAAAUCACAGGAGUAGAGUCUGGUGGCGCUAUUCUUCUCCAACCACAGCCCACUUGUAACGAGUUCACGUCCUGUGAUCAAUGUACCAGUAGUCAAAUUGGAUUCAAUUGUAGUUGGUGUGAAGUUACUGAGAAAUGUUCCAGUGGUUUCGACAGGCAUCGACAAGAAUGGGUUAUAAGCGAAUGUGAUAAACACGGGGUUAAGUGGCAACAUCAGUGUCCAGUUACGACCACGCCCACUCUUACUACAAGUACAGCGACAACCGUAGUGACAUUGCCUCCUCGUUCCCACACUACUACCAGUGUUCCAAAUCUGGAUGUCAACCCGUGCCUUAGCAACCCCUGUUCCCAUGGUAUAUGUGCAGUCAAUAACCAUGGCAACUAUGCAUGUGACUGUAAUCCCGGAUUCAUCGGCAAAACAUGUGGGAUUAAUAUAGACGAGUGUGCAAGCAAUCCGUGUUUACACGAUGCUAGAUGUACUGACGGUAUAAACAAAUACUACUGUGAUUGUUUACCUGGCUAUGAGGGUGCACAGUGUCAAAAAAUCAUAGAAAUGGAUUUUUGUGCCGAAUUGACGCCAUGUCUGAAUGGAGGAACAUGCAUCAACGAAGUGGACGGUUACCAUUGCAAAUGCAUGUUAAAUUGGCACGGCAAAACCUGUCAGAAAAAAGGUUUCAUUUCAGAUACAAGCAAUGAUAUUCCCAACGGUGAGCCGGUCAAGCAGGUCCAAGACGACGUCAACAGGUCGCCAUCUAGCGGUAGAUCAGGCACUGUCGUUGGUGGCGUGUUCGGCAUUCUAAUAACCAUAGUCGUUAUCGUAGUUUUGAUUGGUUGGACGGCGUAUGCAUACAGAUUCCCGACGACUAAGUCCGGAAUACUGUUAAUCGAGAUGAGAAGAUGCCAGUGUCUGAGGAGGAAGGACCGCGCAGAACGUUACCAUGUCAACCUGAAUAAAGUUGUGUUAGAAUCAGAGGCCUAAUUACAAAUCCUGUGUGUGUAGAAACGAAAGACAGAAUAAUGAAUAUGUGAUCACAGUCACUCUACUAGGAGAGUGAAUGUGAUGUGAUGACGUAUGCCUGUCACGUCUCAGCCAAGCUGAUCAUAAGUCGUCGGUUUUUAAAGCGAAAAGUAGUUGAAAUGUCGACACAGAUUUGCAUAUAGUAGUUCAUAUUCUGAAAAUUUCUCAGCUUUUAGAGUUUUGAGAAAAUGCUAAAAAACACUUUUGUCAACCUAUAUAUUUACAUGAG